Molecule: messenger RNA, 405 nt
Organism: Cylicostephanus goldi
Lineage: Eukaryota; Metazoa; Nematoda; Chromadorea; Rhabditida; Strongylidae
Source: the annotation of a GenBank genome assembly
AUGGCCGAGACGGCUGCGCAGUGCUUUAUUAUCAACCCACCACAUCUGAUGGUGCCUGAAGAAGAUAAGAAGGUACAGAAGGAUCCAUUCAUGGUUAACCACAUCGCUCAACGCUUUAAGGGUUUACCCUUCUUUCAAUACAGAAUGAUGUUUCUUGGAGCGUUGCUCGCCGUCACUUUUGUUCUUCCUGGUUUUUUCACUGGUCUGAUCUGGGGACUGUACCUGUCCUUCAUCGGAUUCCUGUACUUCUUUGUGUCAGAGCCUCGCCCUACGAUCGAUCGUCAUCCAUCGCUUGCCACCGGCGAGGAGCCGGUACCUGUCGAAUUCACCUUGGAACAAGGAACCGAAGCAAGCAGUGCAGAAGGGAAUGCUUUGGGCCUUGGAGAGGGCAUUAUCUAUCGAGUA